AUGAACAAAAACAUGUCUUCCCAGAAUUUAACCAAAUUGCCUGAUAAGGAAACAGGCACACAAAAUCGUCAACGUCUCUCGUAUGCUAAAGCUACACGUAGUCCUUCGCUCAUUCGUGAUUCUUUGAAGACACCGAAAGAUCGUAAAUACGCCGUCCACUCCAAUGUGUGGAAAGUAGGCGGCUCGCCAGCCUCUUGUCCCAGCUUGUUUUUUGAUUUCACCUCUCGUCCAGAACACCGUUCAGAAAUACUUUGCCAUAUUAACAAGAGCUUUCCCAACAACUGUGGGGUACGCCUCCACUCUGAUCACGCACGUCGCAUUGUCGAACUCUUUAUUGCCGAUAAAAAAGACUACAGCAAAAUCAAUUUCAUGGGUAUCAGCUUCCCUGACAACCAAUGCAUUUUGCCUUCGACACCUCUUUCUCCUGAUGCUCGCCUUGUACAUCUUCAGCUAAGUGACCUUCCCUUUACCACAAGGGACAAGCUAUCAAAAGGUAUCCAAACAGCACUUUCAGACUACGGCAACGUUCUUGACUAUGGUAUCCUUCGCGAUCACGAUUCUCACCUUUUCAUGGGAAAAGGCUAUGCCACUCUGGAGAUUAAUAAUGCCAACUCUGAUACAAUUCCAUUACGCCACACAGUUGCAUGGCCCAACUCAGAUGAUCUGUUUCAUGUUACGUGGGCAGAAAUGCCGCUCCAUUGCCUUCAUUGCCACCAAGCUGGUCACGCUACAUCUGCAUGUCCUAAUCGUGCCACUCGUUCUCGUGUUUGUUGGUCAUGUGGCCAAACAGGCCAUCGCGCCGCUAAGUGUUUCAACCGUAAAUCCAAGCCUGAUUCAUGCAGUCCCACGACCACACCUUUGCCUCGUUCACCUUCGUCUCAAUCUGCCAACAGCCAAUCGUCUGAUAUCUCCAUGUUAAAACUUGAUCUAUCGCCUAUUGAAAGCCAUAAUGACAAUAUCAUUAACGAGUACACACCUGAUGAUUUCGAUGAAAACAUGCCUUUGCCAACACCACAAUCCACAUCCAGCCUUCUUAGCCAUAUCCACCAUACCUACCCUAUGUCUGACCAAGCCAAACACAUCACCGCCUUCUUGACACCUUCUGCCCUUGAACUUCUUGCUGAAUCACUUAAACAAAACGGUCAACCUUUUGUCUCCUCUGCCCCAUCCUCUCAUUUCUCGGGAAGUCCCUCGCCACCGAGGAACUAUAGCCCGACUUAG
Molecule: messenger RNA, 1221 nt
Organism: Lichtheimia ornata
Lineage: Eukaryota; Fungi; Mucoromycota; Mucoromycetes; Mucorales; Lichtheimiaceae
Exons: 1
Coding region: 1-1221 (406 amino acids)
Molecular function (GO): zinc ion binding; nucleic acid binding
Source: RefSeq, a predicted model, not a curated record